Molecule: messenger RNA, 1200 nt
Organism: Rhagoletis zephyria (snowberry fruit fly)
Lineage: Eukaryota; Metazoa; Arthropoda; Insecta; Diptera; Tephritidae
Source: RefSeq, a predicted model, not a curated record
AUGUCUUCCCUAAUGAGAGGUGUCUUCAUUGUUGGGUGCAAGCGAACCGCGUUUGGCGCUUUUGGUGGAAAAAUCAAAGACGUUGGCAGCGUUGAACUAGGUCAGAUUGCGGCUCGAGCGGCCCUUGAGGCUUCCAAAGUCAGCGCUGAACAGAUUGACAGUGUCACCGUUGGAAACAUAAUUUCGGACUCGCAAAAGAAUGGAACGUACAUUUCGCGGCACAUUGCCCUUGGCAUUGGUGCUCGGCUGGAGACACCCUGUUUGACGGUGAACAGACUUUGCGGUAGUGGCUUUCAAGCUACCGUGAACGCUGCUCAGGACAUUGUUUUGCGCGAUUCCGAGAUCGCUUUGGCUGUUGGCACUGAAAGUAUGUCUCAAGCGCCAUUUGUUGUUCGGGGAGCCCGAUUUGGCGUAAAGUUUUCUCAAACUCCAGAGAUGGAAUGUUCUCUCUGGUCUGCUCUAACUGACUGGCAUGCUCGAAUUCCAAUGGCAAUCACUGCUGAAAACUUGGCAGAAAAGUAUUCCAUCAGCCGAGAGGAUUGCGAUAAUUUUGCUCUUCUUUCGCAAAAACGCUGGGCUGAUGCUCAGAAGAAUGGAAAGUUCAAGAAUGAAAUCGUCCCAGUUAUGGUGAAAGUAAAGGGCAAGGAAGUGGCGUUUGACGUUGAUGAACACCCAAAACCAGCGACGACCAUGGAAAUCCUCUCUAAACUGCCUACUGCCUUCAAGAAAAACGGUGUUGUCACCGCUGGUAACGCCUCAGGAGUGAAUGACGGCGCAGCAGCUCUGGUCUUGGCCAGUGAGGAUGCCGUCAAGAAGAACUCGCUCACUCCACUUGCUCGUGUCGUCGGGUAUUGCUCAAUGGGAGUCGACCCUACCAUCAUGGGCAUUGGACCAGCGCCAUCCAUUCGCAAACUUCUUGAGGCGAAUGGUCUCACUCUGAAUGACAUUGAUGUUGUCGAAGUCAAUGAGGCCUUUGCUGCUCAGUUUUUGGCCGUCCAGAAGGAGCUCGGUCUUGACCUGAAGAAGACCAACGUCAACGGCGGUGCCAUUGCUCUGGGUCAUCCUUUGGCGGCCAGUGGAGCACGCAUCCUCACCAAUCUCGUUAACGAGCUGAAGAGCAUCAACGGAAAGUAUGCCAUCGGAAGUGCUUGCAUCGGAGGAGGACAAGGAAUCUCGGUGCUCAUCGAGAACAUCAAAUAA